Molecule: messenger RNA, 902 nt
Organism: Pyrenophora tritici-repentis Pt-1C-BFP
Lineage: Eukaryota; Fungi; Ascomycota; Dothideomycetes; Pleosporales; Pleosporaceae
Source: RefSeq, a predicted model, not a curated record
GGGCUUUUUCGUAUCUUUUUACCCCACUUUACCUCAGCCCCAGCUGGUUCUUAACGUCGAGUUCAUUGUCGUUUCUAUAUAUUUGCGCGUGCCGCCUGCAAAGACAAAUUCUGUACUGUGUUUUCACAACACCAACGACGACAAACCCGACCCGAGCGCCGCCACACACACACACCGGACCACGCCACUAAGCCGCGCACGUGCAAGCUCCUGGGCGCGUAAAGCUUAAUACUUGUUUCCGGUCCUCCCUCCGCCAGCGACGAACAAGAAACCAAUUUACCUUUUUCUCACCCGCCGUCCUCGCACACAACGUAGGAUCGAUUAAUCAAAGUCGCGCAUUACCUUCAAUCGCACCUUCCGGCGACAACGAGAUAACCUUUUUGCGCAAAAGGAAGACUAUACCCAGCUACAAUGUCGAACCAAGGCUACUACCAAGGCGGUGGCGCUCCUCAGUACCCACAGCAAUCCUACGGACCGCCUCAGGGCCAAUACGGCGCGCCUCCCCCACAACAACAGAUGUACUAUGGUCCUCCGCAGGGACAGGGACAGUAUCAGCAGGCUCCGCCACCAAAGCAGAAGAAGGAUAGGGGAUGUUUGGCUGCUUGCUUGGCCACGCUGUGCUGUUGCUUCGUCUGUGAGGAGGGAUGCGAGUGCUGCGCUGAUUGCUGCGAGUGCGCGGCUGAGUGCUGUUAGAUGGGUUGAUCGGGGGUAGGGAAAGUUUGCGGUUUUGGAGGAAAUUGCUGAGAGCAAGGGUGGUGGUUUGGCAUGAUUGUUUACUUUGUUGCUGGUUUCCUUUUUUCUUUGCACGAUUAUACCUGGCCGCUAGUGGUCUCUCUCAUUUCCUAUGCUGUCUAUGGAAUUCAUGUCAUGACCACUGUUUGAACCUGCUCAGUACGAGGUUG